Messenger RNA from Hemicordylus capensis (graceful crag lizard), 12295 nucleotides. Its product is annotated as cilia- and flagella-associated protein 69-like. The transcript is spliced from 18 exons. Gene Ontology annotation, biological process: olfactory behavior; positive regulation of flagellated sperm motility; response to odorant. Gene Ontology annotation, cellular component: non-motile cilium; sperm midpiece. NCBI's taxonomy places the organism in Eukaryota, Metazoa, Chordata, Lepidosauria, Squamata, Cordylidae. Bases 9635 to 12100 code for a protein of 821 amino acids. The record is from RefSeq and is a predicted model, not a curated record.
GGCUUGGCAAUCAUGUUUCUGUAGUAGAGGUCUUGGAUAACUUGUUGCUUUUGGACUACAAAGUCCAACACUUCCAGCCUUUGUCCAUUGUGGCUGGGGAUGAUGGGAGCUGUAGUCUAAAAAUAAGACAUUACCCAAGACUGGUCAGUAGACACCAGCGCCAGCUCACGCUCCCACUUAGCAGUUUCCUGCUAACUGAGUAAAGAGACAUCUUUUAAAGUGGUGAUUCCCUUAUAUUUAGCAGGGGGACAGCAACUGACCCUAUCCAACCCCAGCACAGCAUCCCUCCAGUGGCUGUUGCUGGAGUCUACCUUGUGUUUCUUUGUACACUGUGAGUCCUUUGGGGACGGGGAUCAUCUUAUUUAUGUAUUAUUUAUUUUUCUAUGUAAACUGCUUUGUGAACUUUGGUUGAAGCGCAGUAUAUAAAUAUCCGUCGUCAUUGCCUUGGGAUUUUCUUAAUGAAAGGUGGGGUAUAAAUUUAACAAUAAAAUAACAACAACAACAACAAUAAAUAAAUAAAGUCGUUGUCAUCAUAGAAUCAUGUGAUUCAGGGCUCUAUGCAUUCAGACAUCUGCCUGGAAUGUCUAUGUCACAUAUUAAAGUAUGUCUCUGGUGGACAGAGAUACAUGCACCAACGUCUUGGUGUUGGAACAAAAUCUUGAGCAGUGGUAUGGGUCUGAUCUGGGCCAUAGAUGCUUUUAGUAGCAAUGCCUAUAGUAAAAGUUAUCUAACCUUUUCAAGUAUAAGGUUCUGGGUUUAAUGCUUUAAAUUGUACUAUUUCACUAUUUCUUAAAAAAGAAUAUAACAAAAUAAAGAAAGGAUCUGGAUCGAGAGCCGCUGAGAUCCAUAAGAAAGGGCUCUGCGCCUGCAAGAAGACCAUGCGGUAGCCAUGCCGUAGCUUGUUGAGACGUCCAAGCCCCCUCCCCACGCAUGCAGCGUGCUAUUUAAGGGUGGUUGGACGUUCCGUCCCUCAGUUCUUUUCCGACCAGCUCAGUGUUAAGACCUCGGUCUGCCGUUCCUGUCGGAAACAUUCUUCGUGAGUUCUUCUUUGAGAAAAUUAUUCUGUUGCUCUUUUUGGACCAUCUUUUUCUUUGUAUUUGACCUGGACUGUCUGACAGUUACUGCUUGUGUAUGACUUGGAAUGGCUGACGUUCUUUCUAGUGUGUUUGACCCGGACUGGCUGACGAGAUUGUUUUGGUGCUUGACUCGGACUGGCUGACAAACUACCUUGGAUUUGAACCUACGGACCGGACUUGGAAAUUCUUGGAAAAUGGUGGAUGAUUUUAAAAAACCUUUAAGAGGUGUGAGGGCUAUAAUGCCAAACUCCCCUCUAAGGAUUUACAUGACCUCUGCUUAAUGUGUUUGGGAGAGGAACAUAAUGUGGCAGCGUGUAAGAUCUGCCUCUCCUUCUCCAAGCAGACGAGAAAGAACCAGGCCCUGCUGCUGCAUGCCACGAUCUAUGAUGAAGUCUUGAGCCCAUCGAUGCCAGGCACUCCUCUAAAGCCUGCUUCUACUACAGCGUGUCCUUAGACCUCGAAACAAUUGGGGUUGACUGGCCUUAUGACGCCAACACAUAAAGGGAUGUCGAAACACAUCUCGACACCAAGCCAUCCUCCUCUGCCUUUGUCGACGUCAACCCCUGGUCAAGGGAAAGCUUCGACGUCUAUGUCGAUGUCGGCCCCACAGAACAAGACACCCAUCUCGACAUCCGGAAAGUCAGCCCAUCAGAAGUCCUCGACAUCGACACCUAAACAUAAGCACUCGUCUUCGACCUCGCAAUCCCGACAGGAUUUGUCAACAUCGACACCGAAGCCAUAAACAUCAACACAUCAGAGGGAAUCCUAGGCAUCUACAUCAACACUGAACUCUUCGACAUCGUCAUCCACAUCGGCACGGUCACGACAUGCCUCGGGCACUGCAUCGACAUUGAGUACACAACGACCAACAAAGUGUGUGAACAAAGACAGUUUGGGCUCGCGUGUUGAGAAGUGUCUGCACCUCAUUGAUUUGACUACAGAACAUACGCCUUCUCCAUCGGACCAGCAAGAACCCGCAGAGGUGCCGGUUCCCCAAUUGAUGCAUCAACCUCCUCUUCCACAUUUAUGCGCUACAACAGUACUGGCUCCCCAACACGAGCCCCCUGCUUCAUUGUUGGGAGUUCCACACAGCACCAGGGUGCAUUCUCUGUCACCAGCAGCGACGCCACUUUCUUCUUCAACGCUGUCAAUGCCGGUCCCGCAGGCUCCUCUGAUGUCGACAUUACAUAUCCCGAUUGUGUCGCUGUCGAAACAAGUGACACCGAGCCUCCAUGCGCCAAUUCCAGCCUUCGAUGCCGAUGGUGAUGAUGAGCCCUCUGGUGCAGGACCAUCGACUCUGGAUCCCUCCAUGAUGCGCACCAUUUUAUUGAUCCUGGACUCAACAUCGAGCACACCCUCGGCAUCGACCUUUACAGGCUUCCUACCCUUGGAUGCUGAACUACCUACUGCUGCAGACCCUCAUUGUCAGCUGAGCAUCUUAAGUCAUGGCAUACCUGUGGCUUCUCGCACAUCUCUGCUCCAGUGCCAGCUCCAGCCGCUCCUCUAGGGAACUUCUCCCCGGGGGCACCUUACGAUUUCUCGGACCAUACGCAUGCUUGGAGGCCGUAUGUUCCACGUCAGAAUUACACCACUGCUGCAACUCAGACUGAGUCUCAACCCUUCGCGCAAAAGUCAGUCCAAACACUGAAUUACCCCUCACGCAGCGUUGCCACGCAGACGUCCCAGGAUUUGUCACUUAAGUCGACCAUAGAAACUCAGACUGUAGUGCCAACUUCACCGGCCUCAUCAGCCUCAGAGCACUAUGGUUUUUCUGAUCUUGAUUCAGAUCCUGAGGGUGAAGACAGUAUAGUGGAACCACUCACAGACAUGGCCCCUGCCACCUAUAUGUCACUGAACAAGGAAAUGAAAUCUUACCACAAACAUAUCCGUACCAUGGCUGAAGCACUGGGGCUGGAUUUGCACACUCAGCUUCAAACUAUUGAUGACCCUGUAUAUAACUUUAUGAUUCAGACCCAGAGUACUGCACCAGUUGCAUUGCCCAUGCUCCCAGUCAUCACUAGGGCUACAAAAUGUGACCAGAAAGUCCUACAUACCUCAACACUGACCUCUAAACCCUUGGAGAGCUUAUACAGGAUCCAGGAAAAAGAUAAUGCAUAUUUGCUGAAACACCCAGCACCAAACUCCCUGGUAACAGACUGUGCUUCCUCCUCUAAGGCGGGAAAACACCAUGUGGUGCUCCCUGAGAAAGAGGGCAGGAAGUUGGAUCUGCUUGGGUGCAAGAUUUAAUCUACAUCUUGCUUAUCGAUCAAAGUGGCUAACUAUGCGGUAUGCACAGCCAAGUACACGCAUAGUAUAUAGGAAUGCUUACUGACAGACCUGGACACCUUAUCGCUUGCUGAGUUUAAAACAAAGUUUCAAAAAACUCUAGAGAGUUCUGCAGAUUUGACAAGGCAGCAGUUGAGCAUAGCCAAGCACCUGGCGGAGUCAGAAUCUAGAUCUCUGACCACAGCAAUCACUCUGCGCAGACAUGCUUGGCUUCGGUCUACUCAUCUACAACUGCAUAUGAAGGACAAGAUUGAAGGCUUCCCCUUUGACGGCUCAGGCCUUUUUAGUGACACCACUGAUAGUGUCAUGGAACAGAUGAAAAAGUCAAAGUUUACGGCCAAAAUGUUUACUGACCAGCCUAGUACAUCCUCUUAUCCACAAAGACAUCGUCCAAGUUUUGGACUACAAAGACCACCUUACUGCCAACAGGACCAUCACGACUAUAUAAGACGUUACAACCCGUACCAGAAACAAACUUGGCCCAAGAAAUAGAAAAACACACAAUCAUGGGCACCCAAGUCCUCAAACUCCCAAAAGCGGGUUUGAGGUGUAUGCCCAUCCACUGACACCACCCUUCUCUCUAUCCCUGCCAAUGGGAGCACUACCAUCGAGGCUGCCAUCUCAUUCCAUCAGAUUGGCCAGCUAUGCCCCCGCAUGGCACCGCAUAACUUCAGACCUCUGGGUCCUGAAGACUGUGUCACUGGGAUACGCGAUAGAGUUUUGACAGCCACUCCGGUUUACUGGGAUAAGAUUCACCUCCUCCACAGAAAUGCUGAAAACAGAGGUGAAAGAAUUGUUGAAGAAGGACACUAUUGCUCAGGUGCCGUGGACGGCCAAGCACAAUGGCUUCUACUCCUGCUAUUUCUAAAUUCCAAAGCGGGAUGGGGGUUUGAGACCCAUCAUGGAUCUUCGUUGCCUGAACAAGUUUGUGCGGGCAAGGAAAUUUUGAAUGACAGCAUUACAGCAAAUCCUGCCACUCCUACAAGGGGAACGGUGGCUGGUGAUGCUUGAUCUAAAAGAUGUGUAUUUCCAUAUCAGCAUCCGACCAGAACACAGGAAAUACCUGUGUUUUACGUUAGGCAACCAGGUGUACCAAUACAAUGAAUUAUUACCAUUCAAACUGUCCACUGCCCCCAGAGUUUUUACAAAAUGCAUGGCAGUAGUGAAAGCCCACUUGCGAACACAUGGGAUCUCGAUCUACCCGUAUCUCGACGACUGGCUUCUAACAUCAAGGGACAGAAACGAGUUACGUUUGCAGAUACAAUUUGUAUUGCACCUCCUACGGGACUUGGGGAUCCAGGUAAACUGGAAAAAGUCCAACCUGGAAGUGGUUCCGGUCAUCCCUUAUAUCAGAGCAGUUCUGGACACCAAUGCCCAAAGAGCAUUCUUGCCAGAAGACCAUUUCCUGAUUAUUCAGAAUCUAGAACAACCAGAUUCAGAACCAGCUGCUACAACCGGUGCAGUCCAUCCAGCGCCUCUUGGGACUGAUGGCGUUGUGCAACACAGUCAUCCGAUAUGCUCGUCUAAAGAUGCGAAAGAUCUAACUCUGGUUUCUUUCGGUAUUCAGCCCAUUCAAGGACAGCCAGCGAAAAUGUCUGCUCCUACCACCUGAGAUCACUGUCAUGGUGGUCAGAUCGAAGGAAUCUUCUGGAGGGGAAUCGUUUCCAGAGUCCCUCGUCAUCUGCCUGGGUCAUGACAGAUGCCUCCCUGCUAGGCUGGGGAGCUCAUUGCGAGGGCAGGCAAGUAUAAAGAAAAUGGUCACUAUGACAGAGCAGCCUGCACAUCAGCUUCCUAGAACUGUUGGCAGUCUUUCAAGCCCUACGCGCAUUCCUGCCGAUGAUUCAAGGUACCUCUGUUCAGGUCCACUUGGACAACACAACAGCCCAGGCUUAUAUCAACUGCCAGGGCGGUACCAUGCCGUGCACUUUAUGCAUCCUCAGUAUCCAAUUAUGGCACUGGUGCCUGUGACAUCAAGUAUAUCCUGUAGCAGUCCACAUCAAAGGACUGGAGAAUGUGCAAGAGGAUGGCCUGAGUUGUGUAUUUCUUCAGGAUCAUCAGCACGAAUGGGAGCUCAACCCUCUAUACCUGACUCCCCUGUUCAGAUGCUGGAUGCAGCCAACGAUAGACCUCCACCAAUACAAAGUGCACCCACUUCUGUUCCAGGGUGGGUGGGACAUGACCGUCUGUCCCUAGAGGAUGCAUUUCAGUUGGACUGGACGAAGAAAUGUCCUUACAUCUAAACCCCUCAACCCUUGAUUGUCAGAGUGGUAGCACGCCUCCUCAGCGAACCCACCUCCUGCAUCCUAGUAACCCCGUGGUGGCCAAGGCAAUCUUGUUUUCCAUAGCUACACAGACUGGCAAGGAACAGGUAUCAUCUGCUCCCUCAGGCAGUGGAGUAACUAGGGAAAACGGCGCCUAGGGCAAGCACUGAAAUUGCGCCCCCCCCCAUCCAAACAUCUGACAUGCUUCUUUCAGGAAACAUGUAUUUUACCAUAAUAUUACCUAAAAAAUACAAAAAUACCAAAAAUAUAGAAAUUACAAAAAAAUACAAGUCAAGCUCGUUAAACUUUUAAUUAACAAAUUAUGACAUGUCUGAAAAUUAUAACUAGACCUUCCUUGAUACAGCAUGAUCUGUAUCACCAACAUAUAUGCCCUUCUCCAUCUUUUAUAAGGUAUAUCCUAGGAAUCGUAUCAUAUAGUCCUGCAACCAAGACACCUGCAUCUUGUUUGUGCAACUGAUGCCAAUUGAAUUGAAUUGAAUAGCCAGCGUGGUGUAGUGGUUAGAGUGCUGGACUAGGACCGGGAAGACCCGAGUUCAAAUCCCCAUUCAGCCAUGAUACUUGCUGGGUGACUCUGGGCCAGUCACUUCUCUUUCAGCCUAACCUACUUCACAGGGUUGUUGUGAGAGGAAACUUAAGUAUGUAGUACACCGCUCUGGGCUCCCUGGAGGAAGAAUGGGAUAUAAAUGUAAUAAUAAUAAUGUUAAUGAUAACAACAACAAUAAUAAUUCCUUUGCUACAGAAACAGAAAAUGCAUCAGCUUCUCAUACUUGCAUCAUAUAUCCCUGUAUGGAGUACACUUCAGAGAAGUAGAAAUACCAAGCUAUUAAACCCUUGUAAUCAUCACAAAGAUUAAGUCAGCAACAAUAUUAGCUAGGAAAAUCAAACUCUCAGAGGACACUGUGGAAAUGUUUCAUUCUUAUCAAGAUGCAGUUCUGAAGGAAUUAUUAUUACCCUGCUGUAAUAACCAUCUUCUAACAUCUGCUAUAAGCUUGCAGUGGAUAGAGGGAUCAAAAGCUUUUGUCAAAGAGGGUAAAAAUAAAGAAGAGAGUAAAAAUAAAGCAUAGGGAAAAGUGUGUCCCCAAAGAAUUCACAGGCUACUAUCCUUAAGUUUCAAAGAGCAGGAAGAUUAGAUAAUUUUGCAGAAGACUCAAACAGAAACAGAAGAAAGGGGAUGGAUGGGGGUGGGGGGGAGAGGCACACACAACCGCUUCCCUCUGCUCUGCCCAACCAAACCGAACACACGCACCACUUCCCUCCUCCUCCGCCCCUAUUGUGAAGAAAGGUAAGGGGAAAGGGAAUAUUGACUAUUGAAAGGUUCUCAGAGUUUGUUUGUUUAUAAACAUGCUAUCAGACCAGUGCCUUUGGGCUACCAGUUUUAUUUAUGUAUAUAUUUAUUACAUUUAUAUCCCGAGUUUCCUAAUGUCAGUCAGGUAAUAAAAUAAUACACGAAUGGAGAGAGCAAGCAGGGUUUUUUCUUACUUUGCAACUACUCCUUUACCAUUUAUCUCAUAUGUCCUCCAGUGUUUCUCCAAGGGGAGCUUCCUCGCCACUGGCUGCUUGCCGCCCCACCCCCCAGUAGCAUAUUAUAACUAACCCCCCCCCACUGAGAGAGACUCCCCUAAGGCUGGCCACACUCUCAGUCAGGACUCAGGAGGGAAAAAAAACCAUCCAUUUUGAUGGUGGUUUGUGCGUGCACCAGGCAGCCUGCCCUCCCGCCGCAGCUUGAGCACCCUAGCACAUGGUUACAGAAAUAAAUUUAAAAAGAGUAAAGACUCAUGCUGCAAGCACUGCACGCACACACACCUUUUAAUGCUUGCUUUUUAAAAAAUUGCGCCGUUCGCUUGAUGACCUUCUCUUCCUCCUGCUCUCAGCCCCGAAGAACAGGCAGCAGGCACCACCACCAGACACUCUCGCCAGCAGUAGGCAGCAGCCUCAAAAAAGCACACGACGUGACUGAUGAGAUCUCGCGCAAGCGCGAGUGUGUGUGAGGGCGGGGGAGGUCCAGCCGUUCGGCCAGCCAAUGGCAGCAGCAGGUGCAGGGAGCAGGCAGCGCGCACCCAGAGUAGAGACGCCGCACCCAAGGAGGAAAGGCAGGCUGCGCAAGGCAUUUGGCAAUCAGGACUCAGGAGGAUUAAGCUAGAAAUUUGUGGGGGAUGUCGACUGGGGGCGGGGGCGGGGCCAGUCAGCAUUUUUGCACCCUCCCUAUAGUGGCGCCUAGGGCACGUGCCCUGCCUGCCCCCCAUCAUUAUGCCUCUGCCCUCAGGUUCCCGACCUCUUAUCCCAGGACGAAGGUCUGAUUCUCCAGCCAGCUGUCAACACGCUGCGCCUGACUGCGUGGCGAAUAAGCUUCUAGACAACAUUUUGCUGAACCGCAGGAAGCCUUCGACUAGGCAGAAUUACCAUAAGAAGUGGGUCCAGUUUAAGGCCUAUGCACAGGGUUUUCUACCAAAGAGUGCAACCGUACAAGAUGUCCUACUAUAUCUGUCACAGUUAAAGGCCAAAGGUUUGGCUAAUGUCUCAUUGAGAAUGCAUUUGGCGGAACUGUCCUCAGUGCACCCUAGUUCUGAGGGCUGAACACCGUUGUCCCUCCCUCAGUGCAAGGCUUUCCUGAGGGGUCUAAAUAAUCUUUUCUCGCCUAUUAAGACUCCAGUGGAACCUUGGAGCCUUUCCCUAGUGCUUUCUACACCGACACAGGCUCCAUUUGAACCGAUGGCUACAUCUGACCUGAAACUACUCUAGCUCAAGACCGCUUUUCUGGUGGCCAUCGCCACGGCGAGAGGAUUAGUGAACUGACGGCACUAAGGGUGGACUCCCCUUAUACAACGUUCUACCCCGAAAAGGUCCUCAUGCACCUGGACCCUUCCUUUCUUCCAAGAUAGUUUCGGAGUUCCAUCUGAAUCAGGACAUUGUCCUCCCUGCUUUUUUCAGAAACCCUUCCUCAGCCCUGGAGUGUGCAAUGCACUCCCAGGAUGUAUGCCAGUCCCUACUUUUUUACAUGGACCACACUAAGGACUUUAGGUCUACACCUCACCUAUAAGGGCGUCUCCAAGGGCUCAUGUGUCUCCAGGCAAUGCCUGUCGCGAUGGUUAGUGGAACUUAUUGCUCUGACGUACCAGCUCCAAAAGAAAACUCCACCUAAAGCAAUUAAAGCACACUCCACUCGGGCCUACGCUUCUUCAGCAACACACCUCUCGGGGAUCAGCUUCCUGGACAUCUGUAAAGCAGCAACAUGGUCCUCUGAGAUGCCUUUCAUUAAGCACUAUGCCAUAGAUGUGCACUCUGCUGCAGAGGCGAGCUUCAAGAGAAGUAUACUUAAGUGGGUAUUGCUAUAGCACUCUGCACCCUCCUCCUUGGGAAGCUUGCUAGUCGCCCUUUCUUAUGGAUCUCGAUCCAGACAAACAGGUUGCUUACCUGUAACUGAUGAUCUGGUAGAGACUUGUCAACAUCUAUAAGACCCUCCCGGACCACCCCUCAGCAGUUGUGCUCUGCUAUGUGCAUACCUAAGUUUGUGUGCUUGCCGCCUUGGAUACGUUCAGCUUCUUCGAACUCACCUGUUCACUGGGAUGAUCGUCCACUUUGGCAGUCGUCCAAGAACCGAGGGACGUGACGUCCAACCGCCUUUAAAUAGCACACUGCAUGUGUGGGGGUGGGUCUUGGACAGAGGCGUAACUAGGGAAAACGGCGCCCGGGGCAAGCACUGAAAUGGCGCCCCCCCGCCCCCAACAUACUACAUUAUACUUAGGUUUUUCCUCACAAGCGCCCGCCGCCGCUGCCAAGCCAGGCCACUGACUGGCCGCUAGGUGCCAGCAAAGCAAUGCGGGGGGGCGCAGGUGGCGCGGAAGGGACCGCUCGUGGGGAAGGGGGCACCGACGUGCUCCCUUGACUGCUGCAGCACUGCUGCACUGAGCAGGAAACAUUUGUAUUAACAAAACAUUUUUAAAAAUUAAAAAAAAAUUGGUCAUAACGGCGCCCCCCAUGUGACCAGAAAAGAUGGCGCCCGGGGCACGUGCCCCCCCUAUAGUUACGCCUCUGGUCUUGGACACCUCGACAGGCUACGGCAUGGCUGCUGCAUGGACUCUGAACAGGCUCAGAGCCCUUUCUUAUGGAUGUCGACGGAUCUCUACCAGAUCAUCAGUUACAGCUAUUUUUAAUACAGUUUACCAACCUAUAAGUACGAACUAUAAAAAGAAGAUGGUGGAAUUAGCAGGUUUAGCUGAAACAUUACUCUUGUCGCUGACAUUAGUUGAAAAUCAACAUCCUGAGAAAUUAUGGAUAAUUAAAACAUUGCAGCACCUUUCUAUUUCUGAGGAAAACUGCAAAUUGAUGAUGAAAGCUCAGGCACCAUCAAGAUUAUGUUCUCAUCUGAAUGAUGUUGACUCCUCUGGGCAGUUCCUAUUCCGUUCCUCUGAAAUUCUCUGGAAUUUGUUAGAAAAAAGCUCCAAGAAAGAAACUAUUAAUCAGCUUAGUAAUUUGGAAUGUAUAAAUGCUCUGAAGGAAGUAUUUUUGAACCUGUUUUUGCAUGGUUCCAGCCAUUACGAUCGUCAGCUAAGAAAUGACAUUUUAGUAAUAUCCACACUCAUAGCUCAAAACCCAGGAGCACCAAUGAUUGAAACUGGAUUUGCCAAGCAGCUAAUACUUUUUGCCACUUUUUUUGAAGUGAAAAGUCAUAAUCCUUUGGUAAAAGGCUUCAAGCUUACUUACUGCUAUGAAGAUUUUGAAUUGAAAAAGUUGCUGUUUAACAUGCUUACUGUACUCUCAAAAGAUGUAUCUACUGUGCAGCUGCUGCAUGAGGGUAAAGUUAUGCUGGCUUUGUUUCAUUAUGUAAAACCAAAUGAAAAGCCAGGAGUGCUUGACUGGUCUGCAGCCCAAUAUGAAGAAUUACAGCUUCAUGCAAUUGCUACCUUAGCUAUAGUGGCUCCCUUGUUGGUAGAAGACUACAUGAUGUGCCAAGGAAAUACUCGCCUUCUCAUGUUUCUAGAAUGGUGUGCAGGCAAUGAUCCCUUCUUUGGUCAAGGCAACAGUUUCCAUGGUACAGGUGGUCGUGGCAACAAACUUGCACAGAUGCGCUACAGCUUGAGAGUACUGAAACCUGUUGUCUCCCUUGGUGAUGAUGCUGUGAAUCUUGAUCUUUGUGAUCAGGGAGCAAUUCAUCAACUGUUGGGUAUCUUGAAGAGUACAACUAACAAUUUCAAAGAAAAAGAAGAUGCCAUUGUAGUUGAAAUUCAGACUGAUACCUUUCUUACCCUGUCAACUCUUUGUGAAAAUAAUGUUCAUAGAAAGGAAAUCUUUGGAUGGGAAGGAGUGGAUACACUUAUUCCAUUUAUGAAGAUGGAUGUAAAGAAAUUCUAUAGUGGACUGGGCCAUAACCGUCUCCUUUUUAGUGCUCUGGACUGUUUAUGGUGCUGUGUGAUGGGCUGUACCAUUUUAGAGGAUUACUUUCUUGAAAGAGAGGGCCUCUUCACCCUCCUGGAUUUGCUAGUGUUAAAUGAAACGAAUGUAUGCAAUCUAAUUCUUGGAAUAUUAGUCGAGUUUUGUGACAACCCUAAAACUGUUUCUCAUAUCAAUGUCUGGCGAGGGAAAAAAGAUCAAACUGCAGCUCAUCUAUUAAUAAAUUUGUGGAGGAAAGAAGAGAAGGAGAUGGGAGUGAAACAUGAUAAACUUGGAAGAAUUGCUGAUAUUAAAAGACCAUUAGUUGGCCGCUUCCAAAAACAACAAGAAAUCAUUCCAAUGCCUGCUACUUGUCCCACUGUUGCUGUCAUGGAUGUUGCUGAAAACAUGAGAGCAAAGAUUUAUUGUUUAAUAUGUAAACUAGGCUUUGAAAAUUUGCUUGGUCUCUCUGCAAAGGAUUUUGUUACACUUGCUAUCAUACGUAGAUACCUUGACUUUAAGGUUGGUGAAAUCUGGAGUGAAGUUUGUGCUGAGCUUAAAAGAGAAAAGUUCAGACCAGCCACUGCUGAUCAGGAAGCAUUGCAAGUUAUUACUGAAGCAUUUCAAAAUGUUGGAAAGAUGGUUGUCUCCCUCCAGAAUGAAAUGCUGGAAAGCAAGCAAUACCAGGAACUUCGGGAGGAAGAAAAGGUCUAUGCCAAGAUUCAUUAUCUCCAUAAGCAGAAGGAAAUGGUAAAUAAAUCUUGGAAAAAUUUCCUGACCCGGACAUCAAAUUAUGAGGCUUUAAAGAAAGCAAAAAGACGUCAAGAAAAAUCCAUUGAUGCAUCUAGACCAAAGGAAAGACAACAUGAUGCAGUAUUCCAUCCAACUGAUAUUAAAGGCCUGAACACAACUGUUGCAUCUGGUCGCCUAGUAACCGUGGAAAGUACACCUGCUGAACUGACCGGAGGGCCACUGAUGGACACAGAGCUUGCACUCAAAAGACUCCCUAUUCGUGGAGGAGCCUUAAAAGGGGUCAAAGGAGUUAAAAUAAUGGAUUCGUUUAAAAAAGAUUCAGUAUCUGUACAAUAAACAUAGUCCAGUAGGGCUCCAGACAGCGCUCUCUCUAUAUAUAUUUUAGUGAAUUUAUGUACAUAUUUUGAGCACCUAAAUACUGUUUGUAUCACACUGGUGAAGUGUGUCGUUACUUUAUAGAUUAAAAAUAUUUUUGCUUUAGAAAUAAUGUAGACAUCAUGAUGCUAAUGAAUAAAUUCAGUGCACUACAAA